Molecule: messenger RNA, 951 nt
Organism: Gavia stellata (red-throated loon)
Lineage: Eukaryota; Metazoa; Chordata; Aves; Gaviiformes; Gaviidae
Gene: ACKR1
Product: atypical chemokine receptor 1 (Duffy blood group)
Exons: 2
Coding region: 1-951 (316 amino acids)
Biological process (GO): inflammatory response; chemokine-mediated signaling pathway
Cellular component (GO): membrane
Molecular function (GO): chemokine binding
Source: RefSeq, a predicted model, not a curated record
AUGGGCAACUGCAUCCCAGUGAGCCCCAGUGUCCUGGAGAGCAAAAACUCCCUGGACCUGCUGGACAUCAUGGGCAACCUCUCCUACGACGACAGCAACAUGACCUCCCUGGACUACGAUGCCGCACCCUGCCACAACCAGUACUGUCCCUUCUUCCAGCGUGUGGCCCCCACCUUCCUGGCUGUCACCUGUGCCGCAGCCACCCUGGGCACUGGGGCACUGCUCAUGGCACUGGCUAAGCGGCCCCAUGCCUGGGGUUGGCCCCAGAGCCGAGCACUGGUGGCCCAGCUGGCGGUGGGUAUGGGUCUCUUCGCCACCCUGCUGCCGUCGGUGGCAGUGGGCAUCGGGCAGGGCUGGCGGCUGGGCACAGGGCUGUGCAAGCUCACUCACCUGCUGUGGCACUGGAGCCUCUUCGCGCAGGGGCUGCUGGUGGGCAGCAGCUCCUGCAGCACCGCCUGGUGCCGCUGGGACAGCCGGAGCUGGCGGCUGGCCGUGGCCGUAUGGGCUGGGGCGCUGCUGCUGGCAACACCAGCAGCUCUCGCCAGCGGCACAGUGGCAGCCCCAGAGACGAGCUGCAUUCGCCGGAGUGUGGACAUCCUCUCCCCAGCAUAUCUGCUGCACCUCGCCCUCUGCCUCUGCUUCUUCCUGCUGCUGCCGGCGGUGCUGCUGGCAGCCACGCUGGCCAUGCCGCGGCUGAGGGCGGGUUGGGAGCCAGGCAUCAGCAUGAGCUGGCUCUUCUUUGGGCUCUGGGUGCCUUAUGGCGUGGGGCUGGCCGUGGAUUUCCUCCUGCACACCCAGCUGCUGCAGCCUACCUGCAGCACCUUCGAGAACUUUGACUACGUGCUGGGGCUGAGCGAGGGGCUGGGGGUGCUGCACUGCUGCUUGGGGCCCACAGCACUGCUCGCCGCCCGGCUCUGUCACCACAGGGCAGGCACCAGCAGCAGCAGCUGA